AUGCCAGGAAGUAGCCUUGGCCUUCGAAAAUCUGACGAAAUCCGCAUCGACCACAUCCGAACGUACCUAGCUUCACUGGCCCUGGCUUUCUCUUUUUUCAUUGAUAGAAACGACCAUCGGGACCACGCCAUAGCCACGAGAAGUGAUCCACGAGAAGUUAUCAAAUCCAUGCAAAAGGAGCAGACACCCUAA
Messenger RNA from Penicillium malachiteum, 192 nucleotides. RefSeq lists its product as uncharacterized. Bases 1 to 192 code for a protein of 63 amino acids. Lineage: Eukaryota; Fungi; Ascomycota; Eurotiomycetes; Eurotiales; Aspergillaceae. The record is from RefSeq and is a predicted model, not a curated record. The transcript is spliced from 2 exons.